GCUACAUUCCACCACUGGACACCACAAUGGCCUGCGACUCUUCGUUGUUCGGCUGUAAUCGCGCGCUUCUGGUCACAGCUUCGGCCCCUCGCCUCUCCAAGCGCAGAGCGUCCUCCGGCCAAGCACUGGCAGGCCUCUGCUCGCGUCCGUCCCUGCCCCGAGAUUGUCGCUGGUAUAACCCUCUUGGCAUGAGAAAGAAAUGGUUCCGCCCCUCCGAGCCCAUACGCCAUUGGGUUGAAGCAGAGGGAUGCGCAUCUCUGCUUGAUUCCAAUGGAGUUGGAAUUAUGGUUGUAUCAUAUAAUAUCUUGGGAGAUCAUAAUGCUUGGAACCACCGUGACCUGUAUUGCAAAGUUUCUUUUGAUCUCUUGAAAUGGGAAUCAAGGAAAAGUCUCAUUUGCAAUGAAAUUUGUAAAUGGAAUGCUGAUUUAGUAUGUCUUCAGGAAGUAGAUAGAUUCUAUGAUAUCUUAAGUGUUAUGAAAAGAGAGGGAUAUGCUGGUAAGUACAAGAGACGUACAGGAGGGACUAGGGAUGGUUGUGCUGUUCUUUGGAAAGAGGAAAGGUUUCAACUAAUGGAGGCCGAGAACAUUGAAUUUGCUGAUUUUGGUCUUCGUGACAAUGUUGCGCAGUUAUUUGUUUUCGAGAUGUGUGAAGCUGAUUCUAGAAGGAUAGUCAUUGGGAACAUCCACGUGCUUUUUAAUCCAAAGCGUGGAGACGUCAAGUUGGGGCAGGUCAGGAUGCUGCUUGAAAAGGCAUAUGACCUUUCAGAGAAAUGGGGGAACAUUCCAAUUUUGGUCAUGGGUGAUUUUAAUUGUCAUCUCGACGUCACAUGCUAA
Molecule: messenger RNA, 833 nt
Organism: Dioscorea cayenensis subsp. rotundata (Guinea yam)
Lineage: Eukaryota; Viridiplantae; Streptophyta; Magnoliopsida; Dioscoreales; Dioscoreaceae
Product: carbon catabolite repressor protein 4 homolog 3-like
Exons: 7
Coding region: 27-833 (268 amino acids)
Molecular function (GO): 3'-5'-RNA exonuclease activity
Source: RefSeq, a predicted model, not a curated record